This is a messenger RNA of Mauremys mutica (yellowpond turtle), 5886 nucleotides long. RefSeq names its product NHS like 2 (gene NHSL2). The record is from RefSeq and is a predicted model, not a curated record. Gene Ontology annotation, biological process: cell differentiation. The transcript has 8 exons. Lineage: Eukaryota; Metazoa; Chordata; Testudines; Geoemydidae. Bases 292 to 3726 code for a protein of 1144 amino acids.
CUCGAGGUGUUUAUGACACAGGACCCAGUGGGCACCAGAGGCAAAUGCCCUCCAGCCUGUGAGCGGAAUCGUGGGGACCCCCAGCCAGAGGAGCCUUGGCUGCCGGGGACAGCUGGGAGACCUCCCCUCCUCUCCGUGCCUGGCUGGAGCAAAGGCACUGUUUGGAAGCAGAGUUGACCCGAGUCGUGGGGUGUGGCCAGGGGUCUCUGGUGCAGACUCUUCUGUCGUGCUUGGUCGGAUGUUCCUAUAAUCCCUGCUCUGCCGCAGGGGGUCAGCACUUUAUGUGGAGUCAUGGGCAGCUGUCGUGCGACCAUGGACUGGUCUGAGUUGCUGGUCCUUUCCCGGCAUAGGGCAGCCACCCCUAACCUGGACCUGGAGAGCAAGAAAACACCCCACUCCAAAUUGCCAUGGCAACAGCCUGUGAACGUGUUCCUGGCGGCAGGCAGGUCGCCCUGCGUGGAGGAGCUGCACCAGGAGGCCCAGUUCAAUCUCCAGAGCUUGCUACAAGAGGAGUAUGAGGAGCAGUACACAGAGGCUAGGGUCACUGGUCAGACCUUCCGCUACGCCAGCCACCUGCCCCUGGACACGCCCCCUGAGCCCUCUCCCAGGCCCCUGCCCACCAAGCGCCUGGAGUUCGUGUUUAUGCCCGCAGCCCGGCAAGUGAAUGAGGACGAGGCCACCACACUGGGUGUGAGGCCCCCAGAGCCGUUUCUGAGCCUGCCCACCACCCCAGACAAGCAGCCGGCCUGGACCCGAGCCUUCCCUUUGCCCACCGUGGAGGAGAAGAGGUGGCACCAAUCCUGCUCCAUCCAAGCCAACAUUGUCCCCAUCAAUGUCUCUGGACAGCAUUUUGAUAGGCACGCAAGUGCGCGGCACUCCUUGUUUAACACAGAGACCGCGGUGAACCCCAAGUCCACGCUGCGGCGGAGACGGACCAUUAUCGGAUUCCCUAACCUCGCGCUGCGAGACCAAGGCAGCAGCAACGGCCCCAUGUUCAUGCCGCACACAACCAUAGGGGAGUCGGUCUCCUGCAGCUUUGUCCCUGAGGCUGCAAAUGGGAAGAGCGUGUCCCGGAAGCCCUGCACCCCGCAGCCCCUAGCAGCGCCACUGAGAAAGACAUUCAGUGACCUUGGGGGAGGCCUGCAGGCGCGCUGCUACCAGCCUCCUGCCAGGAUGGAGAGCACAACCAUGGCUUGCACCAGCCCUGCCUGCAACGGGCCAAAGGACACCACCUUUUCCCCUCCCUGGAACACGGCUUCCUUCAACUGCUUGAGCCUGGCUGAGGAGGACGCAACAUAUCCCUCACCCGGCGGCUCCCUGGAGUCUCCAGCCCUGGGCUCGCCUGAGCGCUGCGACGGUGCGGCCUCAUUCUUCAUCGCGAAAGACGAGCAGCCAGGAAGCAACGGGCCCCAUGUGUUCCCCUGCACUGCUCCAGAGUCCUCACUGAAUGCUGCCAGCAGCCAGACACCUGAGGGGAGAGAGGCCAAGGUGACUUUCCUGGCCGGUGGCGCAGAAGAGGCCACACCCUCCCGGCUGGAGCUGGGAGUCAGGGCCUGCCCCUUCCGCGAGAGGUCGCUGUCUGUGCCCACAGACUCAGGCUCGCUCUGCUCUGUGGACAUCACUUACCCUGAGAACAGGAGAGGCAGCGGGACCUAUGCCCUGAGCUACCCCAGCGCCAGCUCUGAGGGCAGCACCAGCACGGACAAUGUCUCCCUGGGGGUGGAGCAGGAUGCCCAGCGGAGGCACCGCUCCAAGAGCAUCUCUCUCAAGAAGGCGAAGAAGAAGCCGUCUCCCCCCAUGCGCAGCGUCUCACUGAUUAAAGACGGGCAGGGGCUCAGCACAGAGCCUGGCACAGUGCUGCCAAAGGAGCUGCGGCCCAAGAGCCUUUGUCUCCCCUUAGAGCCUCAGGGCUGUGGCAUGGUGCCCACGGACACCCAGGGUAACACAGCAGUGCCUCCUACCAGGGACCUGGACAGCGGGCAUUUUUCCCAGCACUGGUGCCUCGCAGACUGGAAAGCCAGCGAUCCCUACCAGUCCCUGUCCGGUUCCAGUACUGCCACGGGUACCACUGUGAUCGAAUGCACCAAGUCCCAGGGCAGCUCCGAGUCCCUCCCCUCCCCCUCCAUUUCCAGGGCCACUACGCCUUCCCAGCUCUCCACGGAAGUGGAGCUAAAGAUCUCCUCCCCAGGGCCACCCGCGAGGCUGAUGUCCCCCUCCAGUGGCUACUCCAGCCAGUCGGAGACCCCAACACCGACCAUCCCCACCUCGGCGAUUCUCGGGCACUCUCCCCACCAGACCGUCAGGGUGAGACCGCUGGUGCCCGAAAGGAAGUCCUCCCUGCCCCCUCCAUCACCCAUGGAAAAAAGCCCCAAGUCCCGGCUCUCCUUCGACCUGCCUGUCACGCCGCUGACGCACCUGGACCUUUCUGGGCUGAAGAUCUCACUCAAGGGGAAGACCAAGGUGAGCAGGCAUCAUUCGGACUCCACCUUCGGGACCAAGCUUGGCCCAAAGACGAGCCCGAUCCAGCCCGUCAUGCCCAUGGUCACCCAGUCGGACCUGAGGUCCGUGCGCCUGCGCUCCGUCAGCAGAUCCGAGCCAGAGGAUGACCUGGACAGUCCAGACCAUGCCGAGGAGCAUGGGGGCGACGCCAUACCACUUCCGGGAAGGAAAGCAAAGCCGCCUGUUGCAGAGAAGCCACCACUGGCCAAACGGCCCCCAAACAUCAUGGCCAAGCCCCCGCCUCUGCAGGAGGAGUCUCCCCUGGCAUCUCCCACCUCCCCACCCACGCCACAGGGCACCUCUGCCCAGGAGAGGGGGCUGCAGGACAUCUACAUGGUCAUUCGGAAACCCAAGCCUAAGAGGAGCCCAGAGGCCAGGAGCCAUGGAGAGCCCCCCUCUCCACUAGAGCCCUCCCAGGGCUGCCCAGGGAUCUUUUUCUCAGGACUGCGGCGACUGUCCCAGAGCAGCCUGGAGGAGGAAACCAGAGCCCAGCUGGAGAGGAGCGGCGCCCCCCAUGGGCCCGAGGGGGAGAAGAGGAAAGCCAAAGUCCCACCCCCCAUCCCCAAGAAGCCCAGUGUGCUGUACCUGCCGCUCACCCCUCCUCCGCCCCACCUGGGAGCCUGCCCAGGGGAUCCCAGGCUAACACCCAGCCCCAUCAUCACCUUGCACGAGGACACCAGCUGCUGUGACCCAGACGCAGACUACCUGCCAUCACCCGAGGCCAUGGGGAAGAACUCGAGCCCAUCAGCUGCUGCCACGCCUGGGGAGAUUCCUGCAGGCGAUUCCAUGGAGCUCAGCGCUGAUGAGAGGAGUUUUGUAAGUGACAAAACAGCUGAGUCGAUAGUGGAAGAGGAUGACGAUGUAUUUGUGACGACCCGUACGACAGAGGAUCUAUUUACCGUCAUCCACAGGUCGAAGAGGAAGCUGCUGGGCUGGAAGGAGCCAGGAGACGCCUUUGGCAGCAGGCAGAAUUCUCACUCCCCAGUGAAGAACCCAGCCGAGCUCCCAGCCUGUGAGUCCCCCCCAGUGGGGGGUGGCCCCGGCAGAGCCUCCAGUCGGAAUGAAGACUUCAAGGCCCUGCUACAGAAGAAAGGCAGCAAGACCAGUCCCGGGACUCGCACCUCCGCAGCAGAGCUUCUCAAGAGCACAAAUCCGCUGGCUCGGCGGGUCAUGAUGGAGUUUGCCCCUGAGUUAGACAACCCAAGUGGUGCCAGAACCCAGCCCUGACCACCCCGAGUUCAUCCUGGCCAGGGAGGGGUGGAGACAGCAUUGCUGGGAGUUUUAUGCUGGCUCUUCAAAGCCCAACUUCAGCUGCAGGGGCUGCACCCUCCCAGGCUGGUGCUGUGAGGACAUCCUGUCCUGCUGGGAUUUGUAUCAUUUUUUCCUUUCUUUAUUGGCAAUUUACGAAUCUUUUUUGUGUCUCCCUGGGGACUCCAGCAGACGGAAGGUAAAUGUCUUAACUACAGAGCCCGUACCCCUGUGCAGUCGGCUCCUGGCAUCAUUUCUGGUGGAGAUACAGUGGAAGGAGACGGCUGUGGAAUGGAGAAGACAGACAUCGGUCAUCAUGAGCAGGGCCAUCAUCAGAUGAUAGUGGGCUUCCCAUUCAUUCCCAGGGUCUGAUGACAAAUGUGGACUUGCCUCCUGCUCUUUGGGGCUCUGCAAAUGGACUCCAGUUCAGCCCCAGUUGUAACCCAGUGUCCACGACGAAGCUAGCUUGAAACUGUUUAGUCGCUUUGGCGUGUGGUACUUUAAAUGGCUUUGAUCAUGCAAAAUGUUGAUGAUGUUUUUUCUCUUUCAUUUGAUCUUGUAAUUUUCAUUCCCUGGGCAAAGUCCCCAGUGUUGAGUUGAGCUGAACAGAUGGAAAUUCCCGGCAGCAGAGACAGAAAGGCCAGUUAGAAUGUAGGUUGCUUUGGAAGAACCGAGAUGCUUCAGACCCAUUGUUCAACCAAAGCGACCCUCAGUCACUCACUCGCCAGUUCUAACGCUCUUCUGAGAGCUUCCACCAUCAACUCGAUGCCAGCUGCCAGCCCCUGGUAAUGCUGCAGGGAGAGAACUGGGCCUGUUGUCAGCCAAGAGGAAGGAACAUCCAGCACUGAUAAUCAGAGAGGGAGCAAGCCAAGGCUAGGCCCAGCCCUGCCAUGAGUGCUGUGUGCUCAGCCCAGUGGGAAUCUGUCUGGGCACAAGGGGCCACAUGCUCUUAGCAGGACCAAGGCCUGAAAUGGCGAGUGCCUGGGGCAAACGGAUCCUUGGUGUAGCCUGGCUACCCUUGGGAUUCUGUUCAGGAUGACUUUGGCCCAGCUGACCUACAAAAGGAAGUGCUUUUCUGCAAAGAAAAUAUGAAGGUUGAAGCAACUUGCUGAAGACCGACUUAGCUAGAGGCACUUGGCGAGUCAUUGGCAAAAUGGCUUGUGUCUCCUCCGCUGGCUCUCUGUGUCUUAUAGGAUUGAAGGGCAUCAUAGGAGGCCACGGACUCAGCCUCACCAGGAAUCUUCAGAGCCUGGUUCCUCCUGUCCCUGCUGGAAACAGUCUAGAGAGUCUAGGGUCCUACUGGCAUGGAGCAUGGGAGGAACCCACAGCAUGGCCGUCCCUGCCCAGACACCAAGCAUCCCAGAGACCAGCCCCGGGGAGUUCUGCCCAAACCAUAUUGUAGCUGGCCUUGAGGAAUGAGACCACUCCUCUCCUGUGAAUCAGAUGAGAAUCGUGUCUCAGGAGGUGCUAGGCAUGGCUUAUUUUCCUUCCUAAGACAAACUCUUACCUAUCAAUCUGAUCUGACCUCAGAUAUCUCCCACCGGCCCGCCCGCCUUCCCUCUAGGAUAUCUGAGGAGUCUGUCACCUUGCUCACAAAACACACUUUACCCAUGCUCUAGUGUGUCCCUCCAAGGCAGGCAGGCUGCCGUUCGGUGGAGUUACGCCUGGGCUGAGCCAGGCGCCAUGUUCCUGUGACACAGGAGUAUUGUAUGUGCGCACAGCUGGGCCAUCCUGCUCCGUGCACACUUGUCACACGCACAGUGGGUGGCUGCUGAAGUGACAAGGAUGCACAAAUCCUGGCCGAGUUGUGUACAGGCUGCCUGGCAGCAGCCCAACCCCCCCUUAAAUGCGGUGACAAUCACUGAAGAGCCGAGGCCCCAGCCUGCUUCCAUCCCCAGCCCCCAACACACACUCAGGCAGUGCCCUACUCCCCAUUGGCACUUGCACUGCAAGCCCCUGGGCUGGCUGGCCUGCUCCCUGCUAGUCAGCUUUGGGUUGUCUGAGAGGUGCCUGAGCCAUAACUGGAUUUCAGACCCCUCCAAGGAGAGGAAUGUUGGGUCAGGGGUUUGCUCUGGCCCCAUUCUUGGCUUUCAGGUAACAGAUUCCCCUCUCCUGAGCGUCCACCUGUUCAGGGGCGGC